Messenger RNA from Linum trigynum, 492 nucleotides. The record is from the annotation of a GenBank genome assembly. Lineage: Eukaryota; Viridiplantae; Streptophyta; Magnoliopsida; Malpighiales; Linaceae.
AUGGCUAGCGACUGCCCGAACGAGGGCAUCUGCCACACGUGUGGCAAGGCUGGACAUCGUGCUAGAGACUGCACAGCUCCUCAACUGCCACCUGGUGACCUGAGACUGUGCAACAACUGCUACAAGCAGGGCCACAUUGCUGCAGAUUGUACGAACGACAAGGCGUGCAACAACUGCAGGAAGACCGGCCACCUGGCACGCGACUGUCCCAACGAGCCUGUCUGCAACACGUGCAACGUCUCGGGACACGUGGCUAGGCAGUGCCCCAAAGCCACCGCCGGUGCAGGCAUCCACCGCGGCGGCGGUGGUGUGAGAGGGGGCAGUUUCCACGACGUGAUGUGCAGGAACUGCCACCAGUACGGACACAUGAGCAGGGACUGCAUGGGCCCGCUGAUGAUCUGUCACAACUGUGGCGGGCGAGGCCAUCGUGCCAUCGAGUGUCCUUCCGGAAGGAUGGUCGACCGCUAUCCUCCAAGGAGUAGGUAUUACUAG